UCCCUGCUAAAGUGACUUCCUGUCCCUGCUAAAGUUACUUCCUGUCCCUGCUAAAGUAGCGUGGAGCAUUAGGGCAGAUGGGUUGAGUGGAUUAGUGUAAUCUCCUCAGUGCACAUUGGAGCAGAAGAAGAGGAAGAUGAAGGUCUUCACUCCUUCAGCGGUGGUCCUCUUGGUCCUCAUGGUGUCUCAGGUCAAGACUGCUGUUGACGCUCAGGAGAUCCUGCAGGAGGACGAGAUCCUGCAGGAGGACGAGAUCCUGCAGGAGGACGAGAUCCCGCAGGAGGAGCAGCAGCAGAUCCUGGAAACGUGGACCAGGAAGGUCCAAACGUGUACCUGCGACUGUGAGUCGCCCACACGCUUCUCACCCACUGAAACCUUCACCUCGCCACCACCUCCUCCUCCUCCUCCUCAGAGUCACCUGCUGACUUGCAUGCCAGAAUGUUCGUACCACCAGGCGUUGGGCUUUGAAUCUGGAUCAGUGAGGCCAGAACAGAUCAGCUGCUCCCACCAGGACCAGUACACCAGCUGGUACUCUUCCUGGGUCCCAGACCGAGCUCGCCUCAACAACCAAGGCUUCGGGUGCGCCUGGCUCUCCAAGUACAACGACCAGCACCAGUGGAUCCAGAUGGACCUGAAGGAAGUGGGCGUGGUCUCGGGGAUUAUGACGCAGGGACGCUGCGACGCUGACGAGUGGAUCACAAAGUACAGUGUUCAGUACCGGACCUUGGACUCGCUCAACUGGGUUUACUACAAGGACCAGACCGGCAACAACCGAGUCUUCUACGGGAACUCGGACCGCUCGUCCACCGUCCAGAACCUUCUGCGUCCGCCCAUCGUGGCUCGCUUCCUGCGCCUGCUCCCGCUGGGCUGGCACACCCGCAUCGCCCUGCGCAUGGAGCUGCUCAUGUGCCUCAACAGGUGUGCCGUCGACCGACAAUAUGUGUCGUAAAUAUUUAUCACACUUCUUGUCUUCCUGGUGAAUGAAAUGUCACUUUUAAUAUUAGAAUAUGACGUCAUAAAGGAAGUCCAACUUUGGCAAGAUUUUUUUCUCUUCUGAAUAAAAUAAAUCAUGUUUUUUUCUCGCAACAAUUGUAAUCAUUGGAUUGUUUUCCAACAACAACAAAAAAAAGGCUAUGUAGUAAUAU
Entelurus aequoreus (snake pipefish) is the source of this 1145-nucleotide messenger RNA. Its product is annotated as retinoschisin-like. The transcript is spliced from 6 exons. The record is from RefSeq and is a predicted model, not a curated record. The coding region runs from base 137 to 949 and encodes 270 amino acids. Lineage: Eukaryota; Metazoa; Chordata; Actinopteri; Syngnathiformes; Syngnathidae.